Messenger RNA from Radiomyces spectabilis, 1973 nucleotides. RefSeq names its product Aldehyde/histidinol dehydrogenase. NCBI's taxonomy places the organism in Eukaryota, Fungi, Mucoromycota, Mucoromycetes, Mucorales, Radiomycetaceae. Gene Ontology annotation, biological process: aldehyde metabolic process. Gene Ontology annotation, molecular function: aldehyde dehydrogenase (NAD+) activity. The coding region runs from base 167 to 1684 and encodes 505 amino acids. The transcript has 11 exons. Gene Ontology annotation, cellular component: cytoplasm. The record is from RefSeq and is a predicted model, not a curated record.
UCGGAGCCGAGGCAAACACCCCAAUCACUGUCAUUUUCACAUGCAAAAAAACGCACUCAGCUUCCAACGAGCGGGGAAUUCCAGAAAUUUCACCUGAUAUCUGUCAAGUAGCCAUUUUCCAUUGAUCACCUUUUUUUUGUAUCCUUUUUCUUACAAUAUUAAUAUAAUGACGGCCGAAUUGUCAUAUACUCCCCUUGAUACCAUUGAAGACCAUGUUUACUAUGUCCGUCAGAUGUACAAUUCAGGCAUCACUCGAGAUCUUGCCUGGCGCAAGCAGCAGUUGAAGCAACUUUAUUCUCUUGUAAAGGACAAUGAAGCUCGCUUCUAUGAAGCCUUAAAACGAGACAUGAACAAACCUCAAAGCGAGGCCUUCAGUGGCGAUGUCCAGCCUGUCAUGGAGGAAUGUUUGUACUUCCUCGAUAACUUGGACUCUUUAGCCAAAGAUGAAAAAGUCAAGGCACGUUUAGCUAUGCAUGCCAUGGAAAAGUUGGUCAUCCGCAAAGAUCCCCUUGGCGUGGUCCUCAUUAUUGGCUGCUGGAAUUAUCCCGUGCAGUUAUCAUUGGUACCUUUGGCUGGUGCCAUUGCGGCUGGUAAUACUGUGAUCUUAAAGCUGUCCGAGAUCUCGACUCAUACAGCGGCGUUGAUCACCGAAUUGUUCCCCAAAUACAUGGAUACCCGUUGUUACCGUAUCGUUAAUGGUGCAGUCGAAGAGACAACGGCUUUGCUUUCGCAUCACUUUAAUCACAUCUUUUAUACCGGCAACAGUACCGUUGGCAAGAUUGUCAUGGCCGCUGCUUCCAAGAACUUGACACCGGUGACACUUGAACUUGGCGGAAAGUCCCCUGCUUUGAUUACCCCCGAUGCCAACAUGCAGACGGUGGCCAAUCGUAUCGCAUUUGGUAAAUUCUACAACUGCGGUCAGAUUUGUAUUGCAGUAGACUAUGUGCUGGUGCCCAAGACCCAUGUGGAUCAGUUUGUGGCCGCAUUCAAAAAGACAGUGACGGAAUGGUUUGGACAGCAUCCUAAGCAAUCCAAAGAUUAUGCUCGCAUUGUGUCGCUCAGACAUGUUGACCGUAUUGCCGGCAUGUUGAAUAACCGAAAGAGCGGUACCGUGGUCAUGGGUGGCGACAUUGAUCGAGAGGCUCGUUACAUCGCGCCCACUCUCGUUACCGACGUUGAAUUCAACGAUGAAGUUCUCAUGGGCGACGAAAUUUUUGGUCCCAUUUUGCCUGUCAUUACCUAUGAUAGCCUCGAUGAUGCUAUUCAGAUGAUCAACAAGAAUGCCCCUCCUUUGGUAUUGUACGUCUUUUCCCAGAAGAAGAAAUUAACAGAAAAAGUGUUGAAGUACACUCAGUCUGGUGGUGUUUGCGUCAAUGAUUGCUUGAUGCAUCAAGCAGAAUACUCGUUGCCUUUUGGCGGUGUCGGCAAUUCUGGUCUGGGCAAUUAUCACGGCCCGCGAUCGUUCCGUGCAUUCACUCACGAACGAUCUAUUAUGACCAAGAAGCAGAAUUUGGAGUUCCUCAUGAAUGUGCGUUACCCACCUUAUACCUCGACUCGUCUCUCGCUUCUCCGUACGCUGAUGCUUACCCACCCCGCGGUUGUUUGGCUCAAAUCACACCGCAGCCCCUUGAAAGCCGCCGCGAUCCUUAUCAUCCUCUUGGCCAUCUAUUUGAAGAGAAAAUAGAAAACCGCGAUCGGUGAAUUACACAUAAUCUACUUUGGAAAUCCGAUGUUGCGCAAAGAUAUCCUUCGCAACCGUGUAGUCCAAAUCGGGGAACCACGUUCAUAUAUUUAUUUUAUCUAUAUCAUUUUGCUUGGUAAUGCAAUAUUAAAAAGAAGUCGUCCUCUUUUCUUGUCACACCCAUAUUUAAUGAAUCCAUGAGAGCAAAACACAUUUCUUCUCACGGGAACAGAACAACGAGAGAAAUAUUAUUCAGAAAACAAAAAAAUUAAAAAUGACGAUUGUCUUGAAG